AUGUUGUCCUUAACAAGGCUUCUGGUCUUACACCAAAAGGAAAAAAGUACAAAUCAACAAUAUUCAGCACUCAGUGUUAGAAGUGAAACGACUGGUAAAGUGAAGAAGCUUCCGUCAAAGGUUAGUGAAAGACAGAAGCAAGAAAAGAAAGAAGUCCCGAAAGAAGUUCCGAAAGAAGUUCCGAAAGAAAUGAGACAAUCAAUGAUGGGAAGUGUAUUCGAAGAAAUUGAAGGUCCCGUAUCUCCGGCGCCACUUGAGAAGGAUGAAAAUAAGAUGAUAUGGAAAAUUGACGUGGAUCCUGUUGGUAAUGCUUACCGGAGAUCAACGGAUGUUGGAUGUUCUACAGGGUGGCCCAUAAUUAUGGGCCACACUGUAGAAAAGAUAAAAGAUUUGAAAAAGAACUCUGGAUGGAAGAAAUGCAAGGUUCUGAAAGCAAACGAGAAAACUCUAGACAACGAUGGUGAACCAAUUGGAGAAUCGAUUUAUUUUAGUGCAAGAGUCCUCCAGCUUGUCAAAAUGGAACCAUUGAUCUCGAAAGAAGUAUCAAAAGAAGAUCAAGAGAUUCUUCGAGGUUACUGUAGAUCCAACGAUCAUAAGGACAAAGUGGAACCAAUUUUCGAGGCUAUUGCUGUGUCAAUUCUUGAGAAGGUUACAUCGAAAAAUGAGUUUAUUCGGAACGUUUCAAUUCCUGGACAGUUGAGAAUGUUUGCAGUUGACGAGAAAAAGUCGAAGUUUUCGACAAUGGCUCUUCUCAUUGUUCGAAGCGACCUAUUCUACUACGCUUGGAAUAAACCUUCACUGGAUGAUGAAGAUCAAUUGGAUCCGACUUGGGCAAAUAUGACAUGUCGUGUACCUCCUCCAGAUUCACAAUGA
Molecule: messenger RNA, 873 nt
Organism: Caenorhabditis elegans
Lineage: Eukaryota; Metazoa; Nematoda; Chromadorea; Rhabditida; Rhabditidae
Source: the annotation of a RefSeq genome assembly